Periophthalmus magnuspinnatus is the source of this 2347-nucleotide messenger RNA. Its product is annotated as adhesion G protein-coupled receptor E2-like. Gene Ontology annotation, biological process: cell surface receptor signaling pathway; adenylate cyclase-activating G protein-coupled receptor signaling pathway. NCBI's taxonomy places the organism in Eukaryota, Metazoa, Chordata, Actinopteri, Gobiiformes, Gobiidae. Bases 73 to 2226 code for a protein of 717 amino acids. Gene Ontology annotation, cellular component: membrane. The transcript is spliced from 18 exons. Gene Ontology annotation, molecular function: calcium ion binding; G protein-coupled receptor activity. The record is from RefSeq and is a predicted model, not a curated record.
UGUGGUCCUCUCGCUCAAUGUGAUUCAAUAGGCAGAUGCUCCUGUGUUACAGGAUAUGAUUUGGAAUGGACUAUGACUCCAAGCAGUCCAGAUGCAUACAACUGCAUUGAUAUUGAUGAGUGUUUGAAUGAGAUGCAGUGUGGUCCCAAUGCUACGUGCACAAACACCCCUGGUCUGUGGAGCUGUGCAUGUGACACAGGCUUCAGAGUGACUGAUGAUACCCAGGAGCCCAGUCCCUCAAACCCCUGUGUCGAUAUUGACGAGUGUGUGAACGAGACGCUGUGUGUCCCGAAUGCUGUGUGCAUAAACAGCCCUGGUCUGUGGAGCUGCGUAUGUGACACAGGCUUCAGAACGGAAGAUGCUGCCCAAGAGCCCAGCCCCACGAACCUCUGCGUUGACAUUAACGAGUGCACAGAGACUCCAGAUGUAUGUGGCCCACUGAGUAUUUGCUUCAACAAAUUCGGGACUUACAACUGUGCUUGUUCAGAUGGACAUUUUUCCUCCACUGGAAUUAUAUGGACUGAAGACUCUGUGUGUAAAAAUGUGACGGUUGUUUUGGAUGAGCUGAGUGUUUCUGAGGGGCAGACUAAAGAAAUGGCGUUUUUUGCAUUCAUCGACGAGCAAGUGAAAGAAAGCAAAGGGGAUUUCUUAACUGAGGCGAUGCUUGUAAAUAUUUUCGCAGCUUCCAUGGAAAUAGCAGGUGUCGGCCCAUUCGUCAGUCCACCGAGAGUGAACAGUACAGGAGACGGAGUGACUGGAAGUAUCAUCCUCGACAUCACAGAGCGUUUAAUGUCUAGUCUACUGCAGCACGUCGGAGAGAAGCUAACACUCAGGCUAAACACGUCAACAUUUGACUUAAACCUGGUAAAGUUUGGCCCUGGUGUCAACAAAUCAAAGCGUUUCCCUCUGACUGCCAAUGGAAACAUCAUGGAGAUCAAUAUGGAGAGCCUGGCGGAAAACAACAAUGGUUGGGCAGCAGCAGUGUUUCUGUCUCUGAGCGGCAUGGACAGCCUCCUCAGCCAUCUGUAUUUUCAAUCUGAAAAUCAAGCAACAUCAGAAUUUGCCUCUGAUGUUUUUACCGCGUUUCUUCCCACAAUGAACAACACCAAUCUGACAGAACCAGUCAACUUCACCAUUCAACACAACAGGAUGACCCCAGAUUCAGGAUCGGUGACAUGUGUGUACUGGAAGGUAGACAUUGAGCCAAUAAUGAAGACUCUGAGAGGAGAAGAAGAAAAGAAAGAGGAGCCUGCGACUUUGGGGUGGUCAGAGGAGGGCUGCUGGGUCUCCUACACCGACCCAAAAUCCACCGUCUGUAGCUGCUCCCACCUCUCCACCUUUGCCCUCAUCCUGCAGAUCGGGGAGCCUCCUCCUCCGAAUGACUUCUUGGUCUUGUUGAACCGGAUCUGCGUGGCUAUUGGUCUCUUCUUCUUUGUUCUGGCCAUUCUCACCUUCCUUCUGUGCAGCUGGAACCCCAAAAUAAACAACAGCGCUCGCCUCCACCUGUGUCUGAACCUGGGACUGUCCCACCUCUUGUUACUCCUCAGUGACCUCUUUGUCAACACACCGGCGGGCUGUAAGGCUGUUGCAAUCAUUCUCCACUUCCUGGUGGUGUCCAGCUUCGUAUGGAUGCAGUUGGAGGCGAUUCAACUCUUCCUAUUGGUGCGUGGGCUCAACAAGGUCCGAGUGAUCCAGAGAGACGGCCUCCCCAAACCCGCCCUGUUCGCCAUCGGCUAUGGGGUCCCCACUGUCAUUGUGGGGAUCUCUGCUGCCGUCUACCACCCUGGAUAUGGACUCACUGAGGCAGAAGUGUGCUGGUUGUCAACUACUCGUAACUUCAACUGGGCUUUAACAGGGCCAGUUAUUGCUAUUCUUGCAAUGAACUGUGCCUUAUUCUUUGCUACUUUGUGGAGUCUGAGAACUAUACUGGCCAACAUGAAGAGUGGUGCCUCUGAGUCCAAAGAUGCUAAACUGGUGCUGUUCAAGAUCUUGGCUCAGUUUGUGAUUCUGGGCUGUACCUGGAUUUUGGGUCUGUACCAAACAGACCUGAUCCUCCAAAUCCUCUUCAUCGUCUUCAACUCGCAGCAGGGAACCUUCCUCUACAUUGUCCACUGUUUGCUCAACAGAGAGAUUCGAGAAGAAUGUCUGAAAUACUUGACUUGUUCUCACAACAAGAGCAAAAAUGAAAAAGAUGCUCUGUCAGUCUCUGAAGAUUUAGAUAAGUGAAUCUUGUGAAAAUGCCAUUUGCACUCAUUCAACUUUGAAUAAUUUUAUUUUUCAAAGUGGACUUUCAUUACUACUCUUACUACAGAUGGUAAUUAAUUAAAGAUUUUAUUAACUUUAUUAA